AUGGCAAAACGACGUAACAGCCCAGUUCGCCAGCUUGAGGACGAUAAAUCAAAUGCGGUACCCAUUACGUCUCGCAAAAAGCGCAGAACACCAACACAAAUGGCGGCGUACAGGGCUAACGAGGCCCGUGAAAAGGCUGCCGUAGAAGCCGCCAAAGCGGCCAAGAAGACUACACCUAAGACGAAGAAAGCAGUCAAAGCCAAACCGGCCAGUCCCUUUAUCGCAAAGGCUAAUGACAACGUUAACAUUGACGCCCUCGUUAACAGUGCCGCCCCGGCAGUUAAGGCUCAACAACCUAUGGCCAUUAAUGAUGAUCCGUUCGCAGAGGAACUAGUACCCAUUAGGGUUAACAAGGCCGCUAUUAACACGAACAAAGCCGCUACCACUACAAAUAAGGCCGUUACCAAGAAAACCAAGACGAAGAAGAAGUCGCAGCCCAUAACACCGGUUGCCAAUGACGCCGUAUAUGUUGGUCAUCACCAACUUGAUAUCAACUUCGAUGGACACAUACAUGUAGUAGAGCUAAACGAGUCCCAGCCGGUAUAG
Messenger RNA from Truncatella angustata, 546 nucleotides. RefSeq lists its product as uncharacterized. The coding region runs from base 1 to 546 and encodes 181 amino acids. The record is from RefSeq and is a predicted model, not a curated record. NCBI's taxonomy places the organism in Eukaryota, Fungi, Ascomycota, Sordariomycetes, Amphisphaeriales, Sporocadaceae. The transcript has a single exon.